AGUGACUUAUGGGGACCGUUCGCCAUGGAUACAGCAGAUCAAGUCAACACCACUCAAGUGGAAGAUUCACUUGGACUUAAAUCUUCCAACUGCUGCUCAACUGACCGCACCCUGAACGAUGAGAACUUUCUGGAGCUGGACGACAGCACCAAGCGGGUCGGAGUCCAAGUUAUUCUAAUCCUUGCCUACAGCACAAUCAUAUUGUUUGGAGUCAUUGGAAACUCCUUAGUGAUAUAUGUCGUCUUCAAGUUUAAGGCUCUUCGGACCGUCACCAAUUUCUUCAUCGUGAACCUGGCUGUGGCCGACCUUCUGGUGAACACGCUGUGUUUGCCUUUCACCCUGGUCUACACUCUGGAUGGCGAGUGGAAGUUUGGUCAGGUGUUGUGCUUCAUGCUGCCCUGCGCUCAAGGCCUGGCAGUGCACGUGUCCACCAUCACCAUGAACGUCAUUGCGCUGGACCGCCACAGGAGCAUCGUCUACCACAUGGAGACCAAGAUGUCCAAAGAGAUGUGCGCCGUGGUCAUCAUCGUCACGUGGGCCGUCAGCGCCCUGUUGGCCAGCCCGCUCGCCAUCUUCAGGGAGUACGGGACGUUUGACCUUUCCCCGGAAGAGUCCAUUCAGGUGUGCACGGAGAAGUGGCCCGGCAGCAGCACCAACGGAAGCAUCUACAGUAUAGCAGCGCUUCUUAUUCAGUACGGUCUACCUCUGGCCAUCAACUGCGUUGCCUACAUCCGCAUCUGGAGUAAGCUGAAGAAUCACAUGACUUACGGAGGUGGAAACGACCGCCAACAGCGCAAGAAGAAGACCACGAAGAUGCUGCUGACCAUGGUGGUGGUCUUCGCCGUCAGCUGGUUGCCUUUCCAUGCGUUCCAGUUGGCCAUUGACAUCGACAGCACCGUGUUGUAUAUGAAGGACUUCAAGCUGCUUUUCACGGUGUUCCACAUUGUGGCGAUGUGCUCGACGUUUGUCAAUCCCAUCCUGUACGGGUGGAUGAACAACAACUACCGGGCGGCUUUUUUGUCCGUUUGCAAGUGUUACCAGCCGUUCACUUCCAGGUCAAAGCGCUCCAGAGGCAGAGUGAUACAAAAAAAAUUUGAUAGGGUUCAUACUGAUUGCAAAUCAACAAAUGUCUCCACACCCAAUCUUAUCCCAUUUUGCUCCCCUCUCCCCUAA
Messenger RNA from Anoplopoma fimbria (sablefish), 1173 nucleotides. RefSeq names its product neuropeptide Y receptor Y2 (gene npy2r). Gene Ontology annotation, cellular component: membrane. The transcript has a single exon. Lineage: Eukaryota; Metazoa; Chordata; Actinopteri; Perciformes; Anoplopomatidae. Bases 25 to 1173 code for a protein of 382 amino acids. Gene Ontology annotation, molecular function: neuropeptide Y receptor activity. The record is from RefSeq and is a predicted model, not a curated record. Gene Ontology annotation, biological process: G protein-coupled receptor signaling pathway.